GUAACAAUAAUCUGAAGGAAUUUCCUUACUAUAUAUAUAUAUAUAUAUAUAUAUAUAUAUAUAUAUAUAUAUAUAUAUAUAUAUAUAUAUAUAUAUACUCACCCAUCACUUUGCUUGCUUGCUCUAUGCCAAUGGAUUGCUCCAAUACACAUCUGAUGAAAGGUACAACCAGUGGAGGCUCUGAAGAUGGAGAAUCAUCAAACAGCUGCACUCGUCCCAAUCGCUUCCUCGAACUUCCCGAGGAUGUGAUUCGCGACAUCCUUCGUAGAUUGGGUGUUGAAGAAAUUCUGGUAAAUGCACAACGGGUGUGUUCUUCCUGGCGAAAAAUGUGCAAAGACGACCCUUCCAUGUGGCGUUUUAUUGAUAUGAAACGUCUGGGUGGGGAGGACGAAUGCCUCGAAGUCAUGUGUGCCGAGGCAGUAGAUCGCAGCCAAGGACAACUAACUGAAAUCCACAUUGAUCAUUUCGCUACAGACAAAUUGCUCGACUACAUCUCCGAAAGCACCCCUUUGGUCAGAUGACGCAAAGCUCACCACUGCCCACUGCAAAGCUCACCAAGCACAACUACAAAGUUCACCAAACUGUAAGGCAAAGCUCACCAUAUUUUUUUCAACACUUUGAUUUUUUUUUUUGAAAAAAUAAAAUCAAAGGAAGGGG
Messenger RNA from Cuscuta campestris, 657 nucleotides. The record is from the annotation of a GenBank genome assembly. Lineage: Eukaryota; Viridiplantae; Streptophyta; Magnoliopsida; Solanales; Convolvulaceae.